Molecule: messenger RNA, 3195 nt
Organism: Puccinia graminis f. sp. tritici CRL 75-36-700-3
Lineage: Eukaryota; Fungi; Basidiomycota; Pucciniomycetes; Pucciniales; Pucciniaceae
Exons: 7
Coding region: 415-2706 (763 amino acids)
Source: RefSeq, a predicted model, not a curated record
CAUGAACCUCCACGAAUAUUUAAAUAAAUAUCAUCAACCGAGCCACCAUCAUCAAAAGAUUGUCUAUCCAAACUAACUUAGACUCACUUCCACUCAACCCAGAAAGCCUGUUGAGGGUUCGCCAUCUGAGCCAAGUUCCAACUCGACCACACUCCUCCUCGUCUUCCGUCCCAUCCGCCUCACUCAUCCAUCACUUCGACUUGUUACCACCAGUAAGCAUCGAGACGGAAUAUAGAUCUUCGACUUGAGGAGGAAUCUUUUUCCCCACGGCCAGUGUAUCAUUUUGGUAACUUGGAGACAUUGAAGAGAAAAAAAAAACUCACCGCACGAAAUCCUACGACGGCCGAAGGAAAUAGGACAAGCCGAUAAACCCAUCCAGAUACCGCCACCUCAAGACAUCCCAAGCGCAUCAUCAUGAUGGCCAACAACUUCCAUGUCUUCCUAAUCCUCUUGGUCAUUGCAGCUUUAGGCUGGCUCGACCCCGGCGCACAUCAGGUAUCGGCACAAGCCGUUUCCCAGCCGGAGGCACCCGGCACCCGGCCAGCACCCGCCAACAAUCCGCCCACACCUGCCACCGGCAACACCACGCCAACUACUAACUCCACCCUCCCCCAAUCAGGCCCCGCUCAACAAACCAAUAAUAAUCAAACAACACUGUCCGCUCAAAACUCUACCACAACAAACACGACCACUACGCUUGUUAAUAAUAAUCGCAAUAAUACUCUCGCCAGUACCAAUUCUACCUCCCCAUCAUCAUCAAACUCAAGCUCGAUUCUGAACAAGGAUGAGGCCGUCCCAUUGGACACCAAGAUCACCGUCCCAUUCUCCAUUCUCGGCGCCCUGCUCAUCGUCAGUGGCGCCCCCAUGGGCUUCUGGGGCGGCCGCAAUAGAUGGUCGAGUUACUUCCUCACCGGCGCGUUCUUCGGCGCUUUGAUCGUCAUGACUCCUAUCCUCAGGUUCGGCGUCAUCGAACAGGACCGUCAUCCAAGUACUGCUAUUCAGGGCGUCUUCGUUCUAGCAUGCUUGAUCUCGGCUAUCGCUGCAGGCGCUGUGGCGGUGAUCUUUUGGAAGGGAACCAGAUUCCUGGUCGGAGCGGGCGGUGGAUUCGUGAUCAGCUUGUUUAUCCUGUCACUGAAAAGCAAUUCACUUAUUCAAGCAGCCGGUCUCCGUUGGGUGCUCAUCCUCGCCGGCUCCUCCAUCGGCUUCGUCCUCGCCACUAUCCCUCUGCUGACGAUCCAUGUGACCCUUUUUGCAACUGCUGCCAUGGGCGCCGCCGCCGUCGUCCUCGGGAUCGAUUGUUUUACGACCGGCGGGUUGAAGGAGUUCUGGCUUUAUAUCAUCGGUUUCGGGCGCAUGUUCCCUCGGCUCACUUAUUUCCCAUUCACAGUCACAAUGCAAGCCGAAUUGGGCGUAAUGGGGGGCCUCUUCCUGAUGGGCGCGGCGGUUCAAUGGAGAUUGUUAGAAGUGAUCCGGAAGAAGAUUGAAGAACUCAAACAACUUGACCAAGACCGUCGGAUGCAAGAAGAUGCUGCCGCCUACAGACAAUCGAUGGCUCUUGAUGCCGACCUUGCGCUCUGGGAGAAACGACACGGUGACGAUGGGGACAGUGCGACGAUGGCUGCCAGUCCCCCUAAGAAGCACCACGGACGCAAGAGCUCCCAAUUUUCGCUUUUGCCGCGUCAUCCCGGAUCCCCAAUGUCGCCCCAGACGCCGCUGACCAUGUGCGAACACACGUCCCGACCGUCCAAUGAUCAUCUGCUUUCGCUGGAUGUUGAUGGAGGACUGACAGGCUCACUAGGGAUCACCGAGGUUCUCCCCAGCCCGAAUCUGCACACCGAACAUCUCUCCAAACCUGAUACCGUAGGCGAAGCCGCCGAGACGAUCCUCCCUCUCUACAAUACCCCGCACAAGCCUAUUGGUGGCCAGCGUCCUCUCAGUCAGGCUGAUAGAACAGUGUCGAUCGACUUUGAAAAAUUCGAGACCGACCGCAGAGUGUCUCGCCCGCCGGGGGCGCCAGCUUCAUGGACCAGUCCAAUCGUAGGCUCCUCCAAGCCCGGAGCUAGUCCCCGCUCCAAGCCAUCCUCUCCCGCCCUUAACGCCUCGCGCCCGAUGUCCUACUCUCCUCGGAUCCCUGAGCUCCAGGAGCUUCGGCCCUCAAAUACGCAUCUCAGGAGUACCACCGAGCAGCCGGCCGUCCGUCCGUUCUCUGAGCAUCUCUCACCGCUGCUCAAUGCUCGGCACUCUGAAGAUGUCCAUCGUCCCGCCGUCAACACCCGUCCCGCUUCCAGAGUCAUCCUUGGCUCCUAUCCUGCCCCCUCUGCUCGUCCUUCACAACCGCAAACAACACACAGGGAGAGUAAAGUGAUGACGAUCGAGGAACUCGACUCUCGUCAUAAAUCCGCAAUGAGGAAACUCCAACAACCUAUGACCGACAAAGUCUCCGCUGUCGCGAAGCCGUCGACUGCUACCCAGAAAACUAUCCUUCAUUCUAGGUCCGCCGCUUCCCUCGCCCAGCCUGCUCAUAACAAGGAGCCUCGUGAUCAUUCCAGAAACUCGUCGUUUGGUCCUUCGACUCAGGCUGCUACUAGACCGCUUGGACCACAUGGAGACGCUUCGGCUCCUUCAUUAUCUCCAACUACUCCCGCGUCAUCCCAGAUCCCAUCUGCCAUUCCAUCGAAAUCGACGAAUGCGUGGUUGUCCUAUUGACGCAAAUUGAGAUCCUACCCCCCCCGUCUCGUUUCUGUCCCUCUCCCCUCGCUGUCUCUCUCUACUCUCAUCUCAACUUGUUGUUUCUGAAUUUCAAUCAAUCAUUUCUUAAUCUUCUUGCCUUUCUUUGGUUGUCUAUUUGUACUCUUUCGCAAGUACCUCCUCAUCUCGCUUGUUAUCACUAUUCAUUAUAUUAUUAGUCGCUUUAAUUUUUAAUUCGUUUUUAAUCCCCUUUUUUUUGUUAUUUGCAUUUUCUUUUCCUCGAGAUGUAUCUUGAUCUUCAUGUCCUCUUCCUCCCGUCCCUCUCUCUAUAUCCCUCUGGGCUUGCAUCUCGAAUGGUCUCACAACCCCACUCCUUGCUCGAAUCCUUCCUUCAUUCAUUCAUGUUUUUUUUUUUCCUUCUGUAGCCUUUUCUUUCCUUUGUCAAUCUUCAAAGAAUGAUCAACGCUCUCAAACAAUCACACAAAAUUGAUUGUUUGAUUGUAUGUA